AUUCUCAUCUUCAAACUUCAGUACUUCACAAUACACACAAUUCACAAGAAAGCAAAAGAGUUUAACUUCUCCAAUCAAACAAGAAAAAAUCAAAAAAAAAAAAAAAAAAAAGAUGAGUUCAUCGAGCAAAGCAUGGUUAGUAGCAGCAAGCAUCGGUGCCUUGGAAGCGUCCAAAGAUCAAUUAGGAAUAUGCCGGUGGAACCACUUGAUCAGAUCUGUGAAUCAACGUAUCAAGAACAACGUGAGAUCCGCUUCUCAAGCGAACAGAUUCUCUUCUUCGACUACCACCGCCGUUGUAGCUUCUGUUAAGGAUGAUGUUAAGACGAAGCAAGCUGAGGAGUCUCUUAGGACGGUUAUGUACUUGAGCUGUUGGGGUCCUAACUAACUGAGACAGGAUCGAGAAGUUGCAAAAUGAUUACUACUUGGGGUUUUGGGGAUGCAAAUAGAUGACGCAUUUGAUUUGUCAUAUAGAAGUUGCAAAAGUGAUUACUACUUUGUACUUUGUACAUAAUGUUUGGUCAAUUUAAAUAGAAACUAAUUUUGGGACUUUUACUA
Camelina sativa (false flax) is the source of this 555-nucleotide messenger RNA. The record is from RefSeq and is a predicted model, not a curated record. NCBI's taxonomy places the organism in Eukaryota, Viridiplantae, Streptophyta, Magnoliopsida, Brassicales, Brassicaceae.